AUGGCACCAAACAAGGACAAUGACGACGGAAUCGAGUUCUCCAAGCUCGAGGCUGGGUUCGCCGAGAUCGAAAUUAAACCCCGACGAAUCUCAGUAGACGUCCAGGAGCCUUGGAGACACGCAAACAAGUCGGACCUCACAGCAGACGAUCUCGAUUUCAACUACAACGUAAACACUGACAGUCUACCACCGAUCCAUCACCUGUCCAUGCAAGAUGUCCUCCCAGCACUGCAGUAUAGCGCCCAUCUGGCGAAUCCGAACAACUUUGCGGAACAAACAAUGGUUGAGUGUUUCGACCAAACAGAGAAACUCGCCGUUUUUCGUACACUGGAUGAUGUCGGCCUGGAUCAAAUAUUAGAUACGGUUCCGAAGCAGGAUGCAAUACCGACCGCGGAAGCCAAUCCCAGUGGGAGGCUGCUGGUGUUCUUCGUGCCCUUGACGGCCAAAAAAGCCAGCUCUUUUGGCUACCAAGCGGCAAUGACAUCUUCAAGUGUCCAAAACCUUUUCAAGAAACUCGGGGCGAACCCAGAAUUCCUCCACAACACGCUGGGCCGGCCCGACUACUGGUCGCCUCGAACUCGUUGGCGGUGCAACAUGAGAGAUGAGUUGACGGUGUGCGAUUAUUUCUGCCAACAUCCCCGAUGGAACCUGCAGGUUCAAGGCGCUCCGCUCUCCGUAUAUGUCAUCCGCCAUGUGCAAACAAAUCUCACGGCGUACAUCAUUUCUCACAAACUAGGAGACAGCAGCGUCUAUGCUCUGCAGCAACUGCUAAAAGUUGGGGUCGACAUGUUGGGUGAGUCGAAGCCUGCCUCGAUCCAACUCACCAACCCUUUCGAAAUAGCAGUCCUGCUAUCUUCGCUGUCGUUCGAAGCAUCCAAAUUUCAUGUGGCACGAUUUCGACGCUACAUGUGGGCUCAGGUUAAUAAAGUCGACGAUCACCUAGCCGGGAUGGCGGCCAGCGACCGAGACCGCCUCACAGAACUCACAAAGUCUCUGCAAAUCAUUUCACAGCAAGCAGAUUCUCACCUGCUCAAUGCCGACGUGGCCAUCAUCACGGCCAAGGGCGUCCGCGACACGCAGGCCAAGCUGCAUGACUACCUUUCGACGCCGAAACUAUUCCGGCAGCCCGCUGAGGAUUCCAUCAACUACGUGAUUAGUUCGAUGGAGAAGCAAAAAAUGCUCUUCCUCAACUACAAGAGCCGCAAGGACGGCACCAUGAGUCUGGUGUACAACCUGGUCACGCAGAGCGACGCGGCGAACAACAUCGAGCUGGGUAAAAGCAUGAAGAGCGAUAGUACAAGCAUGAGCGCCAUUGCCACACUGACGAUGCUCUUUCUGCCUGGCACGUUUACUUCGAGCGUGCUCAGUGCCGGCAUCUUUUCUGCUAGAGCGGACUCGAUGGGUAUUUCCACGUCUAAUUUAUGGUGGCUCUGGGUCUCGCUCACUCUGCCUCUGACACUUGCUGUGUUUGUUGCCCGGUGGGUGUAUAGACGCAAGUCUGAGCGCAUUGAGAAAAAUCCCUCUCAAGACGACACAAAACGUAAAAUCCUGGCUUUUUGGUCGAGAGAGGCUGCGUCGGAGAAAACCGUGGCUUAA
Messenger RNA from Pochonia chlamydosporia 170, 1596 nucleotides. RefSeq lists its product as hypothetical. The coding region runs from base 1 to 1596 and encodes 531 amino acids. The record is from RefSeq and is a predicted model, not a curated record. The transcript is spliced from 4 exons. NCBI's taxonomy places the organism in Eukaryota, Fungi, Ascomycota, Sordariomycetes, Hypocreales, Clavicipitaceae.